Messenger RNA from Exophiala oligosperma, 3289 nucleotides. RefSeq lists its product as uncharacterized. The transcript has a single exon. The coding region runs from base 365 to 3076 and encodes 903 amino acids. Lineage: Eukaryota; Fungi; Ascomycota; Eurotiomycetes; Chaetothyriales; Herpotrichiellaceae. The record is from RefSeq and is a predicted model, not a curated record.
CAGUCCUCUAUCUUGCAUGAAACUCCCUGCUCUUCUCCAAUCACAUUGCCGUCGCAUCCCUUCUGUCACCUUCGUUAGAUCUUGUCUCCAAACGCCCGCGACGCUUCAAAUUGUUCGUGGCUAUCAGGCCAAAACUGCCAUCCAUGCUCCAUCUCACCACCAACGACACGUAAAACUCCCGUCUACGCAUAAGCAACCUCUCCGUACCGCCGUGGCGGCUCGUGGUCAGAGACACCAAAUUUCCCCCUUCUUCUCUCCGAUUGGCCCCUGACCGUUGCCAAUCCCCUGUCUAUCCGUCGCUUGGAUCGAACGCCAAACUGCCCAUGCGCUGCUUGCAGCGAAGAUCCAACGUAGGGCGUUGGCUAUGGGCAUGGACAUGAACAGAACGUUAUCUGUCCAGAAUCCUCACGGCAACGGCUUCGAAGUCAACUCUGCCAUUCAUUCUCGCAUCCGCGAGCUCCCUAACAACGCGAGUCUGCCUAAUGAUCCUCUCCGCUCACCUGAGUCAGUCCAAGUCAUCUCAUCGCUGAUAGACUCCUUGGGUGCUAUUCCCUCUGCAGAAGAAGCACAAGAACAAGAAGAAGGAGCACACGGAAGAAGACGCCGGGAUCAGGAACAUCAUCAACGUCCCGUGUCACCCCCGUCGCCCGAUGCAGAUGACUUGGAUCGCACUUUGAAUGAUCCUAUUGCCGACGACAGUAGUGAUGGGGAUGUCGCAGUCGCCCCAGUAAUUCGGUAUGCCCGACGGCCUCCCUUGAUAUCAAAGAGGUCAAGCAGGUCACGAUUAUAUUCGCUGAACAUGGCCCAGCCGGGGCUGGCCCCUCGAACUUCAUCUCAGAGUCUUAGAUCUCAUGCCGAGACCGAAUCAGUCGGAGUGCCUAGUAUCGAGAGACGGCAUGGCUCCAGCGCCAGUUCAACCUUCUCCAUUAUUAGCGGCGUCAGUGCCCUACGACGAAAGACCACUUCCGAGUCCAUACGCGACAAGGCUACCACGAGACCUAUUCCGCCGCGAAGGAUUUCUUCCGAUAGACGCCGAAAGACCGAGUCAUUAUACAGUAUAGAACAAGAAAAGGAGCUCAAGGCACCUACUCGUUCGUCCUCGAUUGAGGCAUACUCCUCCGGGGGAACGCUACAGGAUUCACCGAGUGGCGAAAGUCCGCCUGUGAGCGCCUUCAACCGCUUCAGUCGUGGCGAUCUGGGCAACCACUUGAUCCCCUCGCGUCGUUCCUCAUUACGACGGAGCGUGACCAGCGUACCAGAAUCCACACCAGAGUCAAACAGGUUUUCUUCUCCUGUCAGGAACCUCAAGGAGCUAAACAUCGAUGCGGAAUUGAUCGAUGGAGACAACUCGACCGUGCGAAGAAUUCGCGAACUGCAAGAAGCGCGAGAAAAGCGGCAGAAAGAAUGGCGAAACGAGGCCCGAAAGUCGGAACGAGCUGCAAAGAGACACACGAUAGCCGCUCCCAAAGUCUCGUCGCAACGGACGAGUCCAUAUCAAAGUUCGAGACUGUCCGUCGCCGAGGUGGUCGUCGAGUCUCCUGAGAUAGAGAGCCCCCUGGAUCUGUCUGCCACUGUUACUGCAUCGGAUCUGGCCAGUAUGCCAGCUUUAGUCCCCGGCGGUUCAAAUGGAGAGAUACUCACGCCAUACAUGGGGCCUUCGCCGGCAGGCUCAAACCCAAACAGUGCCGCCCCGUCCCGGGUCAAUAGUAUGUAUCGAAGUCCAGCCACUCAGACAAAGCGUAAUUCUGCCAAUGGCAAUUUGAAGCUAGAUCCUCCGUUGGCGGAACUCAGGUCAAUAUCGGAUGAAGUGGAUUCCUUUCUCAAGGCACCCAGAUUAACCCAGAAGAUCAGACAUCCGCGCACAGGGCGGACGAUCGCAUUCUCAGAAGUCGGAGAUCCCGAUGGUUUUGUCGUGUUGUGUUGCGUAGGCAUGGGUCUGACACGAUACCUGACUGCAUUCUACGAUGAACUUGCACGUACCUUGAGACUGCGGCUAAUAACCCCAGACCGACCAGGUGUAGGUGAGAGCUCAGCGAUGCCUGAAGCAUCAUGUACUCCUCUCAACUGGGUCGACGAUGUGGCUGUAAUAUGCAGCUCGUUGGAAAUUACGAGAUUCUCUCUCCUGGCGCAUUCAGCUGGCGCCAUCUAUGCUCUUGCUACAGCUCUGAAGAUGCCUCAGUAUGUACGAGGGCGAAUCCACCUCCUGGGGCCAUGGAUCCCACCGUCUCAAAUGCCCAAGGGAACUGCGGUAGGACCAGACUCCCAGCCGAUCGCAAAUUUACCAUUUUCGCACAAACUCCUCAGCGUCCUACCGGCACAAAUACUCAAGGUGGCCAAUUCGAGAUUCUUGACUGCCACAAGUGCAUCCGUGGACACGAAGCCACUGAAAAUCAGGAAAAGCAAGGGUCUGGAGAGCAUUGAGGCCACAUGGGAUGCAUUUGACGAUAUGGAAAAUCCCUUUACCAAUCCUCUUCCAGAUAUGGAACCCAGUAGACCUCAGACAAGCGCGACUGCUAGAGCCAGAAGUGUAUCAUACAACCAAGCCAAUCUCGAACAUCAACGCACUGCUGUCGAGAACGGUGGUUCGCCACCAUCACCUUCUCGCCGUCAGACGCAGUAUGCUAUAAAGGUCACCAAUCCGAAUCCUCCACCAAUGUCCCCGCGCUUAACUCCAGAGGCUCGUCAGUCGCUGUAUAACCAGUCACUCACGCAUCGGAUCUGGGCUCUUGCCACGCACAAUGCCAAUCCGGCCAUUGACCUGGUUGUUUGUCUCGAGCGACGGAAACCGAUUGGGUUCCGGUAUCCAGAAGUCACGCGGUCAGUUGUGAUACAUCAUGGUGCCAAGGAUUCAAGAGUGCCGUUGGAUAACGUGCGCUGGUUGCAGACUGUGAUGAAGCGGUGCGAGCUCAGGGUCUUGGAGUCUGAGGGCCAUGGACUUAUGGCGUCCGCGUCGGCAAUGGCAACUGUUCUGGGAGAGAUCGCUAAAGAGUGGGAAGAAUGGGAGAAGAUUGCCAAGGGGAAGGAAAAGAAGAAGAAAGAAGAAAGUCCACCAGCUUUCUCGAGGUUGAGGGUGUGAAGCCUGCGUGUGAGUGACCGCUUGACGAGUGUAUUGCGUGCCCACGGCCUGGAGCUCGGGCACGAUAAAAGACAGGCAAGAAAGGCGUCUGAGAUGACCGAGACGAAGGGCAGUUAUAGUCCAGAUCCAGUUCAUGCAGAACAGAAGGUUAUGACUGUAAAUGAGGGCUGUAGAUUAAUAGUAGGUUUAAGUAAUAAUAUACAAUGAGCUCCG